Messenger RNA from Lytechinus variegatus (green sea urchin), 3570 nucleotides. RefSeq names its product chloride transport protein 6-like. The transcript has 22 exons. Gene Ontology annotation, cellular component: lysosomal membrane; intracellular membrane-bounded organelle. Bases 64 to 2661 code for a protein of 865 amino acids. Lineage: Eukaryota; Metazoa; Echinodermata; Echinoidea; Temnopleuroida; Toxopneustidae. Gene Ontology annotation, molecular function: voltage-gated chloride channel activity. The record is from RefSeq and is a predicted model, not a curated record. Gene Ontology annotation, biological process: transmembrane transport; chloride transport.
CCUACUUAAUUGCAUGCAGGACAAGAUUUUACUUGAACAGUCUAUUCAAACUGAGUCACUGAUAUGCCUCACGCAGAUCGUAAUUGCUGCCUAACUUCGUGUUUUAAAUGUUGCAGUACUCCUAGAAGAACAGUAGACGAAGAGCUGGAAUCUCUAGCAUCACACCAACAUGGACACCGUUCACACUUGCCUACGAAAGACUAUGAUAGCCUUGACUAUGAUACAUGUUAUAGUCAAAUCCACACUGAGAUGUUGGAGGCUAAGACAUCGUGGGCAAGUCGGCAUCUUGAAGUCUUUCGAUGGAUCAUGACAGCUGCUAUUGGUAUCCUAACUGGUUUGGUAGCUGUUUUCAUCAACUACUUUGUUGGAUUGCUGAGUGAUUGGAAACUUGGAACAGUUGAUAAUUACUUGGGUGACUGUUCCAGAUACAAAUGCCUUGGUGUGCCUCUCAUGAUCCUCCUAGCCUUCAAUGUUACAUUUGUCCUCAUAGCAAGUCUGUUGGUAGCGCUCGAGCCCAUUGCUGGUGGAUCCGGGAUACCAGAGAUCAAAUGUUACCUGAACGGCGUCAAAGUGCCUCAUGUAGUGCGUCUCAAGACCCUGGUUUCCAAGGCUGUUGGAGUACUCUUCAGUGUGGCAGGGGGAUUAUUUGUUGGGAAAGAAGGGCCAAUGAUCCACAGCGGUGCUAUCGUCGGAGCAGGUAUCCCACAAUUCCAGAGCAUCACAUUCCGCAAGCUCAACUUUAACUUCCCAUAUUUUAGAACCGAUAGAGAUAAGAGAGAUUUUGUGUCAGGUGGAGCAGCAGCAGGAGUGGCAGCUGCCUUUGGAUCUCCUAUAGGCGGUGUACUAUUCAGCUUAGAAGAGGGGUCUUCGUUUUGGAACCAAGCAUUAACAUGGAGAACUUUUUUCUGUGCCAUGUGUGCAACUUUUGCUCUCAAUUUCUUGAUGUCUGGUAUCAACUUUGGAGAUUGGGGAGGACUAAGCCAACCAGGUCUAAUUGACUUUGGAUUAUUCAAGUGUGGUUCAGGGAAGUGCAAUUUAUGGACAGCAUUCGACUUGCUAAUCUUCAUUGCCAUGGGUUUUGUUGGUGGACUAUUGGGGGCGCUCUUCAAUGCCAUCAAUACGUUCAUCACGGUCUGUCGCCUCCAGAAUCCCGUCAUGAGACGGAAAGUGGCAAGGGUUUUGGAGGCAAUCCUAGUUGCCACGGUCACGACUUUAGUUGCCUUUCUUGCUGCCAUGACAAUGGGACAAUGUAUACAACUUCCGUCAACAAAUUCCACAUCUCCUGCUGAGAUCAGCUCCUCAGUGAGGACCUAUUUCUGUCCUGACGGUUACUACAAUGACAUGGCUACUCUGUUCUUUAAUCCACAAGAACAAGCCAUCAAACAACUCUUUCAUCAGGAAGGUACAUUCAGCCUUCAAUCUCUCGGUCUCUUCUUCAUGUAUUUCUUCUUUCUGUCGUGUUGGACCUAUGGGUCGGCUGUACCCAGCGGUCUCUUUGUACCCUCGUUGCUGUGUGGAGCUGCCUAUGGUCGCUUCAUAGGAAAUGCUUUGAAAAGUUACCUCUCCUACACACGGAUCUACUCUGGAACCUUUGCACUGGUAGGCGCUGCUGCUUUCCUUGGGGGCGUAGUCCGUAUGACGAUCAGCCUUACUGUUAUCUUGAUUGAAUCUACCAACGAGAUCAGCUAUGGCUUGCCGAUCAUGGUCACCCUCAUGGUUGCCAAGUGGUCUGGUGAUCUCUUCAACGAAGGUCUCUACGACAUACACAUCAAGCUACGAGGGGUGCCACUCCUAGAAUGGGAAGCUAACAGGAAAAUUGAAAGACUCUGUGCCCACGACGUCAUGGAGCCAGACUUGGUCUACAUCUACCCCCACACCAGAGUCCACUCGCUGGUCAACAUCCUGCGAACCACUACCCAUCAUGCCUUUCCUGUCGUCACGGAAACAACGCCUAGGCAAAAGGUCAAGAGGUCGGCUGAUGCAGUGACGAGUAGGAACAUGAUGUUUAAGAAUGCCACUUUGACGAGGGCCGGAGAGAGGAAGCUCCGGGGUCGGUCCGUUCUCCUGAAUGAUGUCAACCAGGUCAACGAACUAUCUGCAACAACUGGUAGACGACGCUUUCACUCAGAAUCAACGUAUGCCUCACCCAGCUCACCAUCAAAUCCAUCCACUGAAGAGGCUACGGCUGAACCUGACUGUGAGAGUGAACAAGUUUUCCAGGACGAAUAUCGACCUUUGACCUUCCACGGGCUCCUCCUCAGGGAUCACUUGGUGACCCUGCUGCAACAUGGGGCAUGCUAUCCUGAAAAUGUCUCUAGUUCAACUCAGCCUGAUGUUACAUAUGAAGAUAUGGUGGCCAGGUAUCCAAGAUAUCUUGACAUCUACGACAUUGACAUUUCUAACGUCAAUGCUAAUAUGAUAGUGGAUGUGAGCAAGUACAUGACACCAUGCCCCUACACUGUCUAUCCGGACACACCAGCACCAAAGGUCUUCAAUCUAUUUCGUACCAUGGGACUCAGACAUCUACCCGUUGUCAAUAGUUUUGGAGAGAUCUUGGGAAUCAUCACCAGGCACAAUCUAACAGAGGAAUUCUUGGAAGAGAAACAAGAAGAACUUCAUCACAGAACAACUAAUCCAGUAGUUGACGAUAGUUUGGGGUAAAUCUUUGAUAAUUGCAUCUGGCGUGAUCUUAUACUGAUAUAGUAUAAGUAUGUAAUAUGUUGACAUAUGUACUUAAAUAGAUUCCACUUCCCAGAUGGAAGAAAGAUUUUUCUAUUUUUAAUAAUAUAUUGUGUAAAAAAUUUUAAUUAUGAAUUCUUUUUCUACCUUUUUAAUUAGUCUUAAUUCUCGUCCAUGACUAUGCAAACAAAAAGAGGAUACUUCUUGACAAUCAUCUAAUAAGCUGUUUUUAUUCAUACCUUUAAUUUUCAUCUAAUAUUUCAGGAGGUAGUGUUGUCCAUAGCUAUGUGUUAAUGGGCCAUCAUGAUAAUAGUAUUAUCACACCAAUUUUAAAGUAUUAGAAGUAGUCUUUGAUUACACAGUUAGGUUCAGUGAUGAAAAUGAUGCUAGAAUGUCCAAUUUGCUAUUGAAUUGUCUUCUUUUUUUUUUAAUAGAUUUUUUUUUUUGGGGGGGGUCUGUUCUGCUUCUGUCACUUAUUCCCUUUUGAACCCGAUUUUUUUUAUAGAUAUAUGGAUAUCAAAUCUCUUAUGCGAAAUUUACCUUUUGGGGGAAGUGUGAUUGUAUUUAGAUAAUGUUUGAAGGUUUGCAAGGUGGUAUGAACAAUCACGAAAGUGGUUCUACAGUAUUCCAUGUCAAUGUCUAAAGUCCUGGAAAGGACUGAGAUUAAAGUGGAUAGAGUUAGAAGUGAAAUGGAAAGGCGAGAAGAAGACGGACAGACAACGUACCCGAAGCGUCAAGUCUUCUCUUCCGCUCCUGCUCUGCAACUCAUUUGCUGAGUUUAUCCAGCCUUCUCUAAUCUACUCAAGCCUCUCUCACCUCUCCAAAUCAAUCAGCCUUCUACUCAAGCCUCUCAUCCGACAUGUCCCUACUACUCAAGCUUUCCACUCCUUC